Anopheles stephensi (Asian malaria mosquito) is the source of this 2382-nucleotide messenger RNA. It is a transcript of the gene Smyd4-2, whose product is annotated as SET and MYND domain-containing protein 4. Gene Ontology annotation, molecular function: protein binding. The record is from RefSeq and is a predicted model, not a curated record. The coding region runs from base 202 to 2211 and encodes 669 amino acids. Lineage: Eukaryota; Metazoa; Arthropoda; Insecta; Diptera; Culicidae. The transcript is spliced from 5 exons.
GCGCGCUCUCCUUACUUUUUGACGGUUUGAAAAUGGAGCGCCGACAGCAUGCCGGGAGAUGCAUUCUAAAUUUAGUGCACUCGUGCUUACAACACUACGCGCGCUCCUUUCACUUCAUUCUAGUUCCAAGUCGUCUCACGGUGGUAGGUGUUUUUUCAGCGUUUCCAUUCGCCAGUUCCGGUCAGCCAGCCAGCCCGCAAGAUGACCUCGAUCGAUAACGAUCCUCUGUUUACGUCGCUGUGCAACGAGAAAACGCUGCAGUCGCAGAAGGAAGGCUUCUUCAACGAGUUUUACCAUUCGGUGGCCGAGAACUUUACCGGCAAAAGUGCUCGCUGGUUGACGGAAGUGUACCAGAAGGUGCCGACCGACCAGGAACGGUUGCGCCUCAUCUACGAAGAUCCGGUCGUUUGUUAUGAGGUGCAGGGUACGCUCGAGCACGUUGAGCCCGUGUUUCGCGCGAAGGAUGCAAAGUUUUCCUGGCAGCGUCGUGAGCAGGCGUUGAAGCUGCUCGGCGAGAACAAGCUGCAGCAGGCGCUCAUUAUGGCGUGCCAGGCGGUGAUGCGUGCUCCCGGUCAAGGUGUGGAUCGCUUCAUUGACAAGGGACUGACGCUAGCGCUCGCACUGUGGACACGGGCCGAAGUGUUCAUUCGAAUGUUGGAUGGUAAGCGCGGUUUGCAGGAUCUUCAGCUAGCCUCGAAGUGUGGCCUGCCGGUUAAGCAGAACGCUGACUACUAUGCACGAGUUGCCAAGUGCUACGCACUUUCGGGUGAGAACAGUCGUGCCGAGGUGGCGGCCAAGUUGUUCCACCAGCUGUCAGGACAUAAUGAUUAUGCGCUUACGCGUCUGAAGGAAGAUAUGGAGGAUUUGCGUGUGCUUAAGCAGGAGACGCCAUCGGUCGAAGUGGAACGGGCGCUGCCCAAGCUGGCCGGUGCAGGGGAAAAUAGCGAAAUUGCUGGUGCAUCGACGAAGAUCAAGCUUGCCGGUAGCAAGGAAGAUCCACGCGGUCGUUACGUCAUUGCGGCAGCAGAUCUCGGUCCGGGCGAGGUCAUUCUUACCGAGCCGGCCUAUGCUGCCUGUCUACAUCCGAAGUACUUUGGCACGCACUGUACUGCCUGCUUCUCGAGAUUGAUAGCACCGGUCGCAUGUCCAGAUUGUUGCGGGGUGGCCUUCUGCUCGAUUGCCUGCCGGGACAAGGCUUGUGCCACGUACCAUCGCUUCGAGUGUCGGUAUCUCGAUCUAAUGAUCGGUUCCGGUAUGUCUAUCCUUUGUCACGUAGCAUUGCGUAUGGUCACGCAGGCUGGUACGCCGCAGAAAGUGAUCCAAGAGGGUCACAUGCUGCGGGACACGUUUUGUGCCCACACGGAGCACCGUGACCCGGAGGAUCACUUUAAGCGCACGCUCAUGACCGCCUUCCUGCUGCGCUGUCUGCAGAAAGCCGAAUUCUUCGGACGUCGCACAACGGAAGCACCGGAACCGACCGAGCUAGAGCUGCAGGUUGGUGCGGUUCUGCUGUCCGCCCUUCAAUCGCUACAGUUCAACGCACACGAGGUGUACGAAACGCGCAUUACCGGCGAGCAUCGGUUCGAUACGGCCAAGGUGCAGUACAUCGGUGUGGGCAUCUAUCGUGGCGCAUCGAUGUUUAACCACGAGUGCUAUCCGGGUGUAACGCGUUCGUUCCUCGGCACCUCCAUGAUACUGCACACUAGCCGUCCGAUACCGGCCGGUGCUGUAGUGCCGGAAAACUAUGGUCCACACUUCUUGCGCCAGCCGAAACCGGUGCGUCAGAGGAAUCUACGUUCGCGCUACUGGUUCAAGUGUGAUUGCCGUGCAUGCAAUGAGGAUUGGCCAAAGAUGGAUAAGCUUCCGGACAAGCCAAGGCUGCGGUGCACCACCGCAGACUGUGGCAAUGCACUGUCCUACCCAAGCAAACCGUCGCAGCGGAACGUGAAGUGCAACAAGUGCAAGAAGCAGAUCAACCUGGAGGCGAGCGUGAAAAUGCUCGAGGCCAGCGAUCAACUGUGCACUACCGGUGCGGAAAUGAUGGCGUCUCAUCAGUUGGAGGACGAGCGCGUUGACGAAGCGAUUGAGCUGCUGAAGAAGGGCAUCACGCUGUUCGGACAGGUUGCAGUGCCACCGCACAAACCGACCCUUGUUGCAGAGGAAUCGCUGCGGUCCUGCUUUGCAGACAAGGGCAACGCUAACCGAUACUGACGGCAUCCCGGGGAUACAUUCUAACGACACGGUUACGGAUUUCUAAUUAAAAAGCGUUCAGUUUCUUAUAAAAAGACACCACAGCACGUGUUGGCACAACUACUCUAUUUACGGACUCUUUUAGCCACCGUAACACCGUAACGGACUUCUAAUGUAUAAUGUUUAGUAAAG